Molecule: messenger RNA, 5564 nt
Organism: Rhea pennata
Lineage: Eukaryota; Metazoa; Chordata; Aves; Rheiformes; Rheidae
Product: laminin subunit beta-4-like
Exons: 33
Coding region: 54-5528 (1824 amino acids)
Biological process (GO): tissue development; animal organ morphogenesis
Source: RefSeq, a predicted model, not a curated record
GGCCCCGCUGCAGCGCCUCCUCCGCGUCCCCCAGGCCACCACCACGGCUGCCCAUGGACCUCGUGGCGCUCGCUCUCCUCCUGGUGGGGGUGCCGGCGGCGGCGGGCUCGGAGGAGCCCGACCUGUCCCACGGCUGCGCCCAGGGCAGCUGCUACCCGGCCACCGGGAACCUGCUGGUGGGGCGAGCCCAGAGCCUCAGCGCCACGUCCACCUGCGGCCUCCAUGGGCCCCAGGAGUACUGCAUCGUCAGCCACCUGCAGGACUCUGAGAAAUGCUUCACCUGCGACUCGCGGGACCCGGCGCUGCGCGACAGCCACCGCAUCGAGAACGUCAUCUACCUGAGCGGCCCCGACGGCGAGCGCACGUGGUGGCAGUCGGAGAACGGCGUGGAGCACGUCAGCAUCCGGCUGGACCUGGAGGGCGAGUUCCACUUCACCCACCUCAUCAUGACCUUCAAGACCUUCCGGCCCGCGGCCAUGCUGGUGGAGCGCUCGGCCGACUUCGGGCGCACCUGGCGCGCGUACCGCUACUUCGCCUACGACUGCUCCAAGCUGUUCCCGGGCGCCGGCGGCCGGCCCUCGGGGCGCCUCGACGACGUGCUCUGUGACCAGCGCUACUCCGAGAUCGAGCCCUCCAGCCGCGGCGAGGUCAUCUUCAAGGUGCUGGAUCCCUCCGUCCCCGUGGAGGAUCCCUACAGCCCGGAGGUCCAGGACCUGCUGCGCGUCACCAACCUGCGGGUGAACCUCACCAAGCUGCACACGCUGGGCGACAACCUGCUGGACUCGCGGCGCGAGGUGCUGCACAAGUACUACUACGCCGUGGACGAGCUGGUGCUGCGCGGCAGCUGCUUCUGCCACGGGCACGCGGCCGAGUGCGCCCCGGCGCCUGGCGCCCUGCGCCCCAGCCCCGGCAUGGUGCACGGCCGCUGCGUCUGCCAGCACCACACGCAGGGCCUCAACUGCGAGCGCUGCGAGGAUUUCUACCACGACCUGCCCUGGCGCCCGGCGCAGGGCACCAGCACCAACGCCUGCCGCCGGUGCGACUGCAACGAGCACUCGCGGCGGUGCCACUUCGACAUGGCCGUGUACCUGGCCACGGGGAACGCGAGCGGGGCCGUGUGCGACGGCUGCCAGCACAACACCAUGGGCCGCCGCUGCCACCUCUGCAAGCCCUUCUACUACCGGCACCCGCGCGCCGACAUCCGCGCCCCCACCGCCUGCGCCCCCUGCGACUGCGACCCGGCGGGCUCGCUGGAUGGCGGCGCGUGCGACGGGCACACGGACGCGGCGCUGGGCAUGAUCGCGGGGCAGUGCCGCUGCAAGGAGCACGUGGCCGGGCCCCGGUGCGACCGCUGCCGCCCCGGCGCCUACGGCCUCAGCCACGGGGACCCGCAGGGCUGCCAGCCGUGCCGGUGCGACCCGCGGGGCACCGUGGCGGGCAGCUCCCCCUGCGACCCCGUCAGCGGCGACUGCUACUGCAAGCGCUUCGUGGCCGGGCGCUCGUGCAGCCAGUGCGUGCCCGAGUUCUGGGGCCUGAGCUACGACGCGGGGGGCUGCCGGCCCUGCGCCUGCGACUUCGGGGGAGCCUACAGCAACCGGUGCUCCGCGGCGGACGGCGCCUGCCCAUGCCGCCCCCAUCUCAUGGGGCGCCAGUGCGACCAGGUGCAGCCCGGCUUCUUCUGCGCCCCGCUCGACCACCGCACCUACGAGGCCGAGCGCGCCGCGGGCCGCGGGCCCGGCCACCCCCAGCUCCCGGGCGCCCCGCGGGCCGAGGCGCCGCUGCACUGCCCGGAGGGCGACAACGGCGUGCCCGGCGGGCGGAAAGGGCGGCCGCGGCGCCGGCGCAGCCCGCCGCGGCCCCCGUCCCGCCGCGGCCGCCAGCAGCCCCCCGGCGCAGCCGGCGGGCCGGACGUGGAGGAGGUGGCGCGGGACGGAGCCGGGCGCAUGGUGACGUGGACGGGGCCGGGGUUCGCCCGCGUGCGGGACGGCGCCGGCCUCACCUUCCGCGUCGACGACGUGCCCUACCCCAUGGAGUACGAGAUCCUGCUGCGCUACGAGCCCGAGUCGGCCGAGGACUGGGAGGCCGUGGUGAGCGUCAGCUCCCGGGCGCUGCCCACCAGCCCGCGCUGCGGGAACCUGCUGCCCUCCGAGCAGAUGUACCGCCAGAGCCUGCCGCACACGCGGAGGUACGUGCUGCUCUCCCGGCCCUUCUGCUUCGAGCCCAGCACCCCGUACGAGGUGGCCGUGCGGCUGCAGCGGGCCGGUGUCGCCCGGCGCCACCCCGGCGCCUUCGUCCUCGUCGACUCGCUGGUGCUCCUGCCGCGGGUGCCGGAGCUGCCGGGCUUCGAGGGCGCCGAGGCGGCGGCGGCGCAGCGCCGCGAGGAGCUGGAGCGUUACCGGUGCCUGGAGGCUUUCCGCAUGGUGCCGCCGCCCGCCCUGGCCGAGGCCUGCGCCCGCCUCGUCUGCAGCGUCUCGGCCCUGCUGCACGACGGGGCGCUGCCCUGCCAGUGCGACCCGCAGGGCUCCCGCAGCGGCGUGUGCCAGGCGCUGGGCGGGCAGUGCCAGUGCAAGCCCCACGUCGUCGGGCGCCGCUGCGACCGCUGCGCCCCCGGCAGCUACGGCUUCGGGCCCCUGGGCUGCAGCCCCUGCGCCUGCUCCCCCGAGGGCUCGGCGUCACGGACGUGUGACGCGGUGAGCGGGCAGUGCCGAUGCCAGCCCGGUGCCGUGGGCCGCCAGUGCGACCAGUGCCAGCCGGGCCACUGGGGCUUCCCGGCCUGCCGGCCCUGCCAGUGCAACGGGCACGCCGAGGACUGCGAGCCCCGCACCGGCGCCUGCCUGCGCUGCCGUGACCACACCGCCGGCCGGCACUGCGAGAGGUGCCAGGAUGGCUACUACGGGGACCCGGUGCUGGGCUCGGGGCAGCAGUGCCGGCCCUGCCCCUGCCCCGGCUUCCCCGGCACGCGGCACUACCACGGGAGCGCCUGCCACGCCAACCAGGCCACUGGCCACAUCGUGUGCCUCUGCGCGCCCGGAUACGCCGGGCCCCGCUGCGACCGCUGCUCGCCCGGGUACUUCGGGGCGCCGGAGAUGGAGGGGGGCGUCUGCCGGCCCUGCCAGUGCAACAACAACAUCGACGCCAGCGACCCGGGGGCCUGCGACCCCCGCACGGGGCACUGCCUGCGCUGCCUGUACCACACUGCUGGGCCCCGCUGCACCGAGUGCCAGCCCGGCUACUACGGCAAUGCCCUGCAACGCAGCUGCCGGCGCUGCAGCUGCGACCCACGGGGGACGCUGGCCUCGCACUGCGCCGCGGGCACCUGCGCCUGCGACCGAGCCUCGGGCGCCUGCGCCUGCCGCCCCAAUGUGGUGGGCAGGAGCUGUGACCGCUGCGCCCCCCACUUCUGGAGCCUGGGGGAGCCGGGGGGCUGCGAGCCCUGCGACUGCCACCCCACGCACGCCCUGCACCCGGCCUGCGACGCGGUCACGGGGCAGUGCCUGUGCCGCCCCGGCUUCGGGGGCCGCGUCUGCUCCCAGUGCCAGGAGCAUCACUGGGGUGACCCCGAGCUGGAGUGCCGAGCCUGCGAGUGCGAGCCGCUGGGCGCCGAGAGCCCGCAGUGCGAGCGGGCCGGCGGGCAGUGCCCGUGCCGGCCGGGCUUCGGGGGGCCGCGCUGCGACCGCUGCCAGCGGGGCUACCAGGACGCCUUCCCCCGCUGCCCGCCCUGCCACCCCUGCUUCGGGCGCUGGGACCCGGCGCUGGGCAGCCUGCGGGAGACGCUGCGGCGGCUGCGGGCGCAGGCGCGGGCGCUGCGCCAGGGCGGCCCCGCGCCGCCGCCGAGCCCCAGGCGCCUGCGGGCGCUGCAGGAGGCCCUGGGGCGCCUGGGGCAGCUGCUGGCCCACGGCGAGCGCCCGCAGCUCCUGCGCAGCCUGGGCGAGCGGCUGGACGGCAGCAGGACGGAGCUGGACGGCUCGUGGGAGCAGCUGCGGGAGCUGGAGCAGCGCCUGGAGCGGCUGGCGAGGGGGGAGGCGCAGCGGCGGCAGCGGCUGGCCGGGCUGCGCCGGGAGCUGGGCGAGCUCCGCGGCACCGCGUCCCGCCUCGAGCGCGCCCUGGGCACCGUGCCGGGCGCCGCCUUCGCGGAGGCCUCCCGGCACGCGGUGGCGGCGGCGGCGGCGGCGGCCUCGCGGCAGGCGGCGGAGCGGGCGGCGGGCGCGCUGAGCCAGGCGCAGGCCACGCGGCGGGCGGCCGAGCGGGCGCUGCGACGCCGGGGCGACGCUUCGCGCCGCGCCGCGGCCGCCCAGCGCAAGUCGCUGCGGGAGGCGCGGAAGCGGGCGGCCGAGCUCGGCGUGGCCGGCGUCAACGCCAAGAUCUGCGGGGCGCCCGGGGACCGGAGCUGCACGCAAGCCCCCUGCGGAGGAGCCUUGUGCCGGGACGGCGGCGGCGGGCGGCGCUGCGGGGGCGCGGGCUGCGCCGGCGCCCUGCCCGUGUCCGCCCGCGCCCUGCGCGCCGCCCGCAACACCUCGCGGCAGCUGGACGCAGUGCUGGCGCAGCUGGGCGCCGUGGCGCACAAGAUGCGGGAGGUGCAGGACCUGGCGCGGGGUGCGCGGAGCCAGGCCGAGGAGGCGCUGGGGCGCUCGCAGGCAGCCCGCACCCGCGCCGAGAAGGCCACGGCGCAGCUGCGCGACUUCAUCCGCCGCAUCAAGGCCUUCCUGGCAGAGGAGGGGGCCGACCCGGCCAGCAUCGAGCUGGUGGCCCGGCAGGUGCUGAACAUCUCCCUGCCCAGCAGCCCCGGCAGGAUCCAGGAGCUGCUGCUCGAGAUCCGGCAGAGCAUCGGCCAGCUGGACGGGGUGGACGCGGUGCUGAACGGCACGGCGCAGGGGCUGGCCGCGGCCCGCAGCCUGCUGCAGCGGGGGCAGGAGGCCAGGGAGCGGGCGGAGGGCGUGCGGGACGUGCUGGCGGGCACGCGGCGGGCGCUGCAGACGGCGCAGGCCCAGGCGGCGGCGGCGGGGAGCGCGCUGCAGAGCGCCGGGGACGCCAUCCGCGCGGCGGAGAGCCGCGCCAAGGAGGCGGAGCGCAAGCUGCAGGCGCUGGAGGGGAAGGAGCAGCGGGCGCGGAAGCGGCUGCGGGAGCUGGCGCAGCGCGUCGCCGCGCUGCAGGAGCAGAGCCGAGACGGCCGGCGCUUGGCCCAGCGAGCCGAGGCCCGGGCGCAGCUCGCCACCGCCGCCGCGGGGACGCUCAGCCAGGAUCUGGCGCAGGUGGCGCAGCGGUACCUGGUGCUGAAGGGCCGGGUGAGCGAGCUGGACGGGGCGUCCCCGGCCGCCCGGCAGCGCGUGAUGCACAUCACGCAGCAGGCCCAGGACCUCCUGGACAAGGCCAACAGCAGCAAGAGGAAGCUGGAAGAGCUGGAGCAGCACCUGGGCGCCAACGAGCAGGCGAUGGCGGCGAAGGCGACGCGGCUGCAGGCGCUGGAGCGGCGCGUCUCGGGGCUGCUGGAGGAGAUCCGGGAGAGGGCCAACGCUUACGCCACCUGCUAGGGCGCCCGGGCCCCGCCGCCCGGGCCAGCCCCGCGC